AUGAAAAAGGCUAAAUAAAAUGAAACUAAGCAGAAAGCUGAUUUGGAAUAAGUUGAAAAGCCAGUUGCAAAAAAAAUAAAAAAGAAUGAGGCCAAUCCAGCUGAAGAGUACUAAAUGGUUGACACAAUGCUGACUGCAGAUUUCUAUAAAGUCGACGUAGUUGAAUUAGCAUAGAAAUUAAUAGGGAAGAUAAUUGUUAGAUAAUUGCCACAAGGAGAAGUCAGAGCAAUAAUAGUUGAGACAGAAGCUUAUAAAGCCCCUGAGGACAAGGCUUGUCAUGCUUAUAACAACAAAAAAACAGACAGAACAAAGUACUUUUGGUAGGAUGGUGGUCAUUUAUAUGUUUAUUCGAUUUAUGGAAAUAAUUAUUGCUUGAAUAUCACAGCAGCAACCAAGGAUGAUCCAGAGGCUGUGUUGAUUCGAGCAGUUCAACCUUUGAGUUUUGACAUCAUCAAAGAGAUACGGAAAACCAAGUCUCCGAAGUUAUAGGACCUAUCUAAUGGUCCUGGGAAAUGUGGAGGGUGCUUGCUUCUUGAUAAGUCUCAUAAUGGAUUAAAUUUGUGCGAUCAGAAAAGUGGGAUGUAUCUGAUAGACAAUACUAAAUAAUACGAGAUUGGGGUUUCAGCUAGAAUCAACAUAGAUUAUGCAGAAGAAUGGAAAGAUAAGCCUUGGAGAUUUUAUGUUAAAAAUAAUAGUUUUGUAUCCAAGGGUUGA
Messenger RNA from Paramecium tetraurelia, 714 nucleotides. RefSeq lists its product as uncharacterized. The transcript has 2 exons. Gene Ontology annotation, biological process: base-excision repair. The record is from RefSeq and is a predicted model, not a curated record. NCBI's taxonomy places the organism in Eukaryota, Ciliophora, Oligohymenophorea, Peniculida, Parameciidae. Gene Ontology annotation, molecular function: alkylbase DNA N-glycosylase activity; DNA binding.